AUGGACAAUGUAAUCAAUGGAACGUCCGCCGAAAGCUUUGGAUACCAGCUUCCUGAUCUUUCGGAGAUCGACUUCAACGAUAAGAGCAAUCAUGUUCAUCUUAUAAUCAUUGUCAACUCAGUGCUUAUGGGCUUGAUCAUAUUAUUUAUGGGGGCGAGAAUAUACGCAAGAGUUGGUCUUGCUAGUAGAUUUCAAGUGGACGAUGCCCUUAUGGUUGCUGCAACACUGGUAUCACUUGCCUGCUCUAGCAUUAUCAUAUACUCUAUUCGACUAGGGCUUGGGCACCAUAUCUGGAAUCAAAAUCUCGCCGAUCUAGACGGACUGAAAGAAAAUAUUGGUCUUUUCGCAAAAAUUUUAAAUAAUGGGGCUGGCUUGCUCUAUUCCUUCUCCCUGAAUCUCGUCAAAUGUUCGGUUGUAACUCUUUACGCCCGUGUCUUUCCGGUGAAAUGGUUUAGAUACUUUCUUUAUGGUGUCGGGUUCACACUUGUGGCAUCCUUUCUCAUGACACUUUUCGUUGUGGUCUUCCAUUGCAAACCAAUAGAAGCUAGCUGGGAUUGGACAAUCAAAGAUGCUAAGUGCCUCAACUUGAUGGCGUUUCUUCAGACCAUGGCUGGGAUCAAUGUCACUACGGAUGUCAUUUUGGCGACAGCACCAAUACCGAUGAUCUGGAACCUCAAAAUGUCGAGAAGAGAAAAGCUUGCGAUUGCAAGUUUAGUCAUUCUUGCGACAUUCGCUUGUAUCGCCUCUAUCGUCCGUUUCAUUAACCUUGACGGGCUAAAGCACUUUGAUAUUACUUACUCCUCCACACUACCCAUAAUCUGGUCUGUAAUAGAAGUGGACGUUGCCAUACUCUGCGCUUCUGCCUCCUCUAUAAAACCUAUUUUGACCCGACAUUUCUCUUUUUGGGGCAUUUUUAAUCGAUCUUUGGUCACUGUCAACGAACUUCCCCAUAAUCAGCCUGAGAUUAUGGAUAGCGCAACCAAAAAUAGCACAUUCACCACUGCAAACAGAGUAUUCUCAAACUCAAGCUCCGAGUCAUAUAUUGCCAACACUGGCUACCUUUAUAGUACAGACAGACCUUCUACACCAGAGUCGCCACGCACAGUAAAGAGAGAUUGGAAUUAUGGUUCGGUCAAUUCUUCCAAUAGAGACAGAUUUUCUGUUGAGCCAGUCGAUUGGGAUGAUUAUUGGAGAGCCAAUGUGCGAGAUGAUAUCAGUGCCCCAAUCGACAAAGACAUUCGAAAAAAGGUUGAGGCUGAAGGGGCCCACAAGUCUAAAGACAAGGGAGGAAACGGCAAGCGCCUAAGUUUCAGCAACUUCAUUCCGUUGGAUACAUUCCGGCGACCAAGUGCGACAAGCUCACAUAGGUCAAGAGAUGAAGAAAAGGACCUCGAAAGGGAUAAGAGUAGUGAAUCUUUAUCUCCCUAA
This is a messenger RNA of Orbilia oligospora ATCC 24927, 1428 nucleotides long. RefSeq lists its product as uncharacterized. The transcript is spliced from 7 exons. Lineage: Eukaryota; Fungi; Ascomycota; Orbiliomycetes; Orbiliales; Orbiliaceae. The record is from RefSeq and is a predicted model, not a curated record. Bases 1 to 1428 code for a protein of 475 amino acids.